AUGGCAUCUGCAUCCCCGAUGCCAGAUGACGAUGGUGCAACCAAGCCUAAAACCCAGCCUUCAAAUCCUCCAGCCCUAGCGAUUGUCAGGCAGAAUGCUUCCAACCUUCCACGAAAUCUCCCGGUCAAGAGAUACGAUGGAGACCCGCUUGGGAGGGCAGACGUACAGCAUUCGCUCCUCUGCUACCUCUUCUCGGACACCAGGCGCGUCUUUACCAAUCCACGUCCGAUCCACGGCGCUCAAGACGUCAAGGCGAGCGGCUCUGGCACUGGCUCUGGCUCAACGAAUCCGGUCGCAGUGCCCGCACCCGUCUACCCAUUCGGCAUGUCGGCAGGCUGCGUGAGGCCAAGCGGCGAGACUGAAGAGGAAUACCAAGAAUGGAAACAAUCAAGGGAACGCUACCUCCGCUGGAAAAAGCGCCUCGCUCGCAAGGAAAAGCUCGCACGCAAAGCUGCCGCCGCGGCUGGAGCUGCCGGAUCGAACGAAGACGCUGCAAACACCGACGCCGAAACCAACGGCAACGAGGAGAAGGAUGAACUCGCUGACGGCGGCAACGACGAUGAUGGCGACCCAGCUCAAGCAGAAGGAGCAGCAGAUGACGAAGACCUCGAUGACGACAACGAGCCUUUCGACGAAAACGAGUAUCCCAAGGCUGGUGCAGCCAAGCUCACUUUCAAGGAGCUCUACAUUGAGGCUCUCCUGAACAGUACCAAAUGCACCAAGUCUAUGCGUGACAAGGUCCUCGACGAUGAGGAAUAUGCAGAGGACUUUGCCAAGGUCUGUCUUCUGGUCAAUGUCGGUCGGAUCAACACCACGCUCGCGUUUUACCCAGAGAUGAAGACCAUCCUUCGCUCCUACCAUCCCAUUCCAUCGCUGCAGAACAACGAAAACACACGGCGCAACAUGCAGGAUGCUCCCCGAAUGAAGUCGCUUCUGAAAGGUGUCCUCAUCGACACGGAGAGACCUGCUCCUCCCACUGCUGGACCAUCAGCAGGUCAACCCAUCAAGCCGCCCAAGCCCAACGCGCUCAGCGAAGAGGCACCCUCCGAUUUCAGAGAGGUCAUCAAACGCUUCCGCGCUGGCACCACGCCGCCAACGAGUGUAGUGACACUCAUCUUUUUGCUCUCGCUGCAUGCCAACGAGGUGACGGAGAUGCACUUCCCUACGCCGCACGAUUCGCAUUCGCUCUUCUAUCCGCACGCAGACCACCCUCUACCCUCAAGACAAAGGGCCAAUGCUUUCAUGUGGAUUCUCUAUCAUUACCUCGAAGGUCCGGCGACUCGACCGCCGGGUGAGCUGCCGAAUCCGUUUGAUGACGAGACGUCUCUCAACGCUGCCAAAGAUGCUGCUGAUGCGUACGCCAACAAACUCACAGACGAGGAUAGGAAGAAGCGCGCCAACGCACCAUGGAAGGGCAUCGUGAAUCCAGACUGGCAAAAAUGGAAGCUGGCGCAGGACAAGGCAAACGGAGAAGCUGACGAGAGCGCUGUACGUAUCACCAAGAAGGACGCGGCUGGCGACAAUGUGAAGAAGGAGGCGGUCAAGGAUGGUGAUGUGUCGAUGGACGACAACGCUGAUGGACAGGACAACAAGGAGGGGGCCGACCAAGGUAUGGGUAAGGAGCCGCCUUCGUAUCUGCACCGUUUGAUGGUGCCAACACUCGUCACUAUGACCAAAGAGGAAGCGGCAACGGAGAACGUCGACACAGAAGAAGAGAUCCGAUGGGGGAAACAGAUGCAGUCAGAACGAGCUACUUUCCUUGCCAAGUUUCAAGACGAAGAGGGUGCCAAUAAAGCGGGAUUUGCGGGCUCGCCUGCGCCUUCUGCUGGAGCUGGUAGUGGCAAAAUGCGACGUAUUGGCGGUCACUCCUCUGCAUCUAACGCGGCUGCUGAUCGCGGUUCGCUUUCUGAAGCCGAUAGCUCUCGGCUCAAGCGACGUCACCCCGGUGCAGCGGCUGGCGAUGUCUCGAAAAGAUCGCGUAUGGCUAGCCCAAUCGACCUUGAUGAAUCUUCUCUGGAUGCCGAUGCCACUGAAGCUGCGGCCGGGGAUGCGGCUGCGUUAGCCAACCCGCUUACUACCGAUCCAUACCUCAACCCUGCCGUUGCCAUCUCGGACCGCAUCCGUCGUCCACUUUGGGACCUCGACCUGAGUGUGCCUCGACAACACCGCGUUUCGGACUCACUUCCGCAUAUCGCAUGGACGCGUAUCCUUGAGCGCGCACAACGCGGUGUCGGCGACGCAUGCUACGAAAGCGACGAAGACGAAUUCGCGCUCGAAGAGGCACGGGAGCCCGAACGCAGUCGUUCGGAAAUCUGCCGCAUCCUAACAGGACUCCAGGGCGUAGUGCGACACGACGUGUUUGAUCAGGACAACCACAAGGUCAGGGUCAAAUACGGCGGAUAUGAGCGCGAUGCCGCCAACGAAAAUGGAGGCGCCGAGUAUGCCGGUUCGUACAGACGCACGUCGGUUGACCGGCCCAGACUGGAUCUCUACUCGAGCAGCACACCCGUUCCAAGACAAAAGUAUGAGCAGGAAGAGGGCAGAAGGACCGAAGACGUUGAUGACCUGGAAGAGGCGCUCCUAGGCGGUGAGCCCGAGCCGAGGAGGAGGAGUAUUGGCAGGAACGGCUAUCCGCCUGUUCGUGCUUGA
Molecule: messenger RNA, 2649 nt
Organism: Mycosarcoma maydis (corn smut)
Lineage: Eukaryota; Fungi; Basidiomycota; Ustilaginomycetes; Ustilaginales
Exons: 1
Coding region: 1-2649 (882 amino acids)
Cellular component (GO): Ino80 complex
Source: RefSeq, a predicted model, not a curated record